Linum tenue is the source of this 2913-nucleotide messenger RNA. The record is from the annotation of a GenBank genome assembly. Lineage: Eukaryota; Viridiplantae; Streptophyta; Magnoliopsida; Malpighiales; Linaceae.
CAAGAUUCUGGACUUUUUAACUUGCUAGUUCUUUUUUCACUCACUGGGCGACACAUUCGAAGUUGCGCUCUUGUUCACUUCGUUCCAUCCGCCACCUGCCGUAUUCCUGUGCUUCCGGCCGCCGCACAACUGGAAUCGCGCCGCUCUACAUUCGCCGGCCAUGUCUUCACAGUCGCUUCAUUUCUUCACUCCUUCCUCAACUGCCUGCCCGAACAUCACCUUCCCCAAGCCUUCACUUCCGGCUCCCAACCGCCGCUUGGCGUUUGCUUCCUCUCCCAGGACAUUUUCGAUUAGAGCCGUUUCGGAGUCUUCAGAUCCCAAUCCGGCACCGCCGCCAGUCGUUGUUGCCGAUAAUGGAGCGGGAAGUAGGGUUGUGGCGGCGGCGGAUUCCAGCUCAAUCGAGGUGGAUAAGGUCACGGAGGCGGAAUUGAAGGAGAAUGGGUUCAGGAGCAGUAGGAGGACGAAGCUGGUAUGCACGAUCGGGCCGGCUACGUGCGGUUCCGAGCAGCUGGAGGCGUUGGCCGUGGGUGGAAUGAACGUGGCGAGGAUCAAUAUGUGCCACGGCACCAGGGAGUGGCAUAAGCGGGUGAUUGAGCGCGUUCGGAGGUUGAACGAAGUGAAGGGAUACGCGGUUGCGAUUAUGAUGGACACUGAAGGGAGUGAGAUUCACAUGGGGGAUCUCGGCGGUGCUCCAUCCGCCAAAGCUGAGGAUGGUGAAGUAUGGACAUUCAGCGUAAGAGCCUAUGAUGCGAAUCGCCCAGAGCGAACCAUAACUGUAAAUUAUGAUGGUUUUGCUGAAGAUGUGAAAGUUGGGGAUGAGCUACUUGUGGAUGGUGGAAUGGUUCGGUUUGAGGUGAUUGAAAAAAUUGGUCCUGAUGUCAAAUGUAUGUGCACUGAUCCCGGGUUGUUGCUGCCCCGGGCUAACUUGACUUUCUGGAGGGAUGGAAGUUUGGUACGAGAACGUAACGCAAUGCUUCCUACGAUUUCCUCCAAGGACUGGUUGGACAUUGAUUUUGGAAUUGCAGAGUCUGUUGAUUUCAUUGCAGUAUCAUUUGUGAAGUCAGCUGAAGUGAUAAACCAUCUUAAGAGCUACAUAGCUGCACGCUCUCGUGAUAACAGUGACAUAUCAGUCAUAGCAAAAAUAGAGAGUAUUGAUUCAUUGAAGAACUUGGAAGAGAUCAUUCAAGCAUCAGAUGGAGCUAUGGUAGCAAGAGGAGAUCUGGGUGCUCAGAUACCAUUGGAACAGGUACCAGCCGCACAGCAAAGGAUUGUCCAGGUGUGCAGGCAACUGAAUAAACCAGUCAUUGUUGCAUCUCAAUUGCUUGAAUCUAUGAUCGAGUAUCCUACACCAACAAGAGCGGAGGUUGCUGAUGUCUCUGAAGCAGUUAGGCAAAGGUCGGAUGCGUUGAUGCUCUCUGGUGAAUCUGCUAUGGGUCAAUUCCCAGACAAGGCAUUGACUGUUCUUAGGAGUGUGAGUGUGAGAAUUGAGAAGUGGUGGAGAGAUGGGAAACACCAUGAAGCUAUGGAACUGCCUGCUGUUGGUUCAUCAUUUUCUGACCGUAUUUCAGAAGAGAUUUGCACAUCUGCUGCCAAGAUGGCAAACAACUUGGAGGUAGAUGCCCUUUUCGUCUACACAAAGACCGGACACAUGGCAUCUCUCUUGUCACGCUGCCGACCUGAUUGCCCAAUCUUUGCCUUCACGACGUCGACAUCCGUACGAAGGAGGCUGAACCUUCAGUGGGGGCUGAUACCUUUCCGCCUGGGGUUUUCCGACGACAUGGAAAGCAAUCUCAACAGAACCUUCUCCUUGCUCAAGGCCAGAGGAAUGAUCAAAUCUGGCGACCUUGUUAUUGCCGUCUCAGACAUGCUGCAGUCCAUCCAAGUCAUGAAUGUGCCUUAAAUACCAGAAAGACAGAAAGGCUCAACUCCAGACUGCAACGGCCACCACAACUUGCAGUCAUGAAUGUCCCCCUAUUAUCGCUAAUCUGGUCAUUGCUAGUAACAAGAGAGAUUCAAGGCAAUGCUGAUCAUCCGCAAUAAGGUUGCUCUCCCUCUUAUAUAUAUGUAUACCAUUUCCGGCUGUUUUCUGUGUUUUCGACAAGGUCUUGUUUCGAUGUUGUAGCGAAUGAUUAGGCUAGGCAGAACUGUAACUUAGCCAAAAAGACCUGGGGCCGGGGCGUGACUGGUUUUCCAUGUUUGGCAAACGCUGGUUAAUGCACUCAAAGCACCCGUUCUAGAAAUCUCUUCCCACGAGGCGACUUCAUAUAUAUGCUUAUGUAACAGGUCUCUGAUUGUGAGUGAAAGCAAGAACAAUCAUGGUGACGAAUGGUGAUGGAAGCGAGGGCAUCUUAUUCUUGUAGCCAUGGAUGAUUAUUUUUUUACAGCAGUAGUAGUAGUUGUUGUAGCAGGGAGUUCACGAGGAGUACUUUCUUUUACGCCAUCUUGGCUUGGUUUUUGUACUGACUGUAACAGGAGAGUUGUGGGGUGAAAACGAAAGGAACUGUCGGCUUGCUUCGUGGAGGAAAGGAAAACUAUUUUCACUCUUGUACUGCUGUUUUAUAUUCUGUCCCCUCUACAGCAUAGAGUGGUGGGUGCAUCGGCGUGCGUAUUGAACAGUAUCUCUGUGGCCAAGAUUUUGAUGGGGGUGAGGUACUGGAACAUCCUUGAUAACAAUGGUUGAAAAUGUCACUUUCUGUUUCAUUUUCAUGGAUUUUCCUCUGUCCGGAAGGCAGUGGCAUGAGGGAGGGAGGGAAGUGCCAGUGCUCUGGAGAUCAAGAAGGGACUCUCAACUUUAACUUGGUGGCUACUGCAGUGCAGGGGCUCUCAAGCACCACUAUCUCAUAAUAUUUACUUCAAAUUUUAUAUACUAAAAGUGUAUUUGUGUUCUAAAUUAUUCAAUAUGACAAAUUUGAC